UUUGGUCAUUUUCUGUCUGUAGUUAUUUGUAUAUAUGUAGUUUUUUAUUGUCUCUGUAGUCAUUUGUGUCUCUUUGUGGUUGUUUUGUCUGUGUAGUGGACUUGUGUUUCUUUUUGGGUGGUUCUGUGUCUAGUUUUCUCUUUGUACCUGAUUUGUGUUUUUGAAGUUAUUUUCUGGCUUGUUUUUUGGACAUUUUCUGUCUUAGUCAUUUGCAUUUUUUGUAAUUGUCUUUACAUUUGUAGUCAUUUGUGUCCUUUCGUGGUGGUUUUGCAUCUUUUUGUAGUCUUUUAUUUUUUUAAAAUCAUUUUUUGUAUCAGUUUUAUGAUGCACACGAUGCAACCAAUAUUGGAAGUUGCCACUUCAGUGCAUCUUGACGUCUGCAGCCCUGAUGACAGAGAGCAGCAGGGGGAGCUGAACUCCACCAGGUUGCAUUUCAUUGGACGGAGAAGAUGUGGGCGGAUUUGCGCUGACGUUGCCCAUACUCGGGAUUAACUUGUUUUCAUGUCGCCAUAUCUAUCACGUUUUGCACCAGAUAGCCUGCUCACCUGCAGAUUAUUGAUAAGCAGUAUUAGAUAGCGCCUUCAAACCUCAUCUAGCUUGUGGGUCGUGCACAAAACUGUUGAUGGGCCACCGCGGAGGCGCGCAGUGCAAUGUGAGGAGCCUGGAUGAGGAGCAGUGCUGAUGUCCUGUCACACUGAUGGGGGCCGACGGCAGUAAAAACAGGAAGAGGCCUGUCGAAGGGCAGGAGGAUGAGGACUUCUCAUCUGGAUGGCGUGGCUUUCUUUCCAGCAUGGGUCUGUCUAUCCCAGCAGGCCUCUGUCGCCUGGCCCCACCUGCCCUGCGUCUGGGGCAGCGACGAAUGCUCCAGGGCAAGACCCCCGACAUCCCAGAGCACGUCCUGAGGUUGGCAGGAGUUGGCCCAGGCAUGCUGAGAGCUGAGUGGAGCCUGCCAGGGUUCAUUUCCAUGUUCCUGCCCGAAUUUCCCCACAGAACUGUGCCUGGGCACGAACACUUUCAGGUUUUGAGUUACAUCGCCAAAGGUUCGUUUGGACCCAUUCUUAAAGUGAAGGACAAGAGCAAACAGAAAACAUAUGCUGUCAAAGUUAUACCUAAAUCAGAGAUUUUAAGACUGGGGGUGCUGGAGCAGUCAAAAGAAGAAGUUAUUGUCCAGCGUCAGGUUCGCCACCCAUUUGUCCAUGACCUCGAGGACUGCUGGCAGACUCAGCGCCACCUCUACAUUAUGUGUGACUACUGCAGCACAGGAGACCUGUACACAUACUGGCAGAUGAUCGGUCAGUUCACAGAGGACACAGUGCGAGUGUUUGCAGCAGAGUUGGGAUGUGCUCUCGGCUUUCUGCACGACUUUGGGGUCAUCCACCGCGAUGUGAAGAUGGAGAAUAUCCUGCUUACAGACAACGGACACCUCCGCUUAGCUGACUUUGGUUUGUCCCGUCGCCUGGAGAGAGGAGGAAGAGCUUUUACCAUUUGUGGAACAAUCCAAUAUAUGGCACCAGAGGUGCUCAGUGGUGGACCCUACAACCAUGCAGCUGAUUGGUGGUCGCUGGGAAUUCUGCUCUUCUCAUUGGUCACUGGCAAGUUCCCCAUGCCUCCAGAACCAGACCACUGCCGUAUGCUGUGGAAAGUGAGGAGUUUUCCCUAUGAAAUGCCCCUCAGCCUCAGCUCCCCACUGGCCUUGCUAUUAACGGAGCUUUUGUGCAAAACUCCCACCCGCCGCCUGAGGACCCUCGAUCGCUUCAAACGCCAAACCUUCUUCCGUGGAACAACCUUUGACCUCGCCCUACUGCAGCGCCAGCCUGUGGAGGUGAUUCUGGAGCUGAGAGAGAGACCAGACCGGGCUGCCAAAGCUCGACGAGGCCUCACUUUAUCUCUGCAGCCUCUCAAAGGCUUCGACUACGACUCUUUCCUCAGCCCUCCCACCUCGCCAGACCCACAGCUGGACUCUCGCACACAAACCCACACAGCUGCAGCACCUCUCCCGGGCCCAUCACUCCAACUGCAGCCUCCUCAGGAAAAAGGCCCACGCAGGGAAGUGUUUGUGUGAAGGACCUUGAGUUUACAGAGGUUUACAUUAAGGUCACUAACACGUUAAAAGUUAAGGCCUACAUGUAUGUUUUUCUGCACAUUUUUAUCCUUACACACAGGUGUGGUGCGCCUUGUAAAAUGUCUUAUUUAGUAAAAGCCAUAAUAGCUGGUUAUGAUUUAAUUUGACCUUUAGUUUGGAAAGGAGUUAUUAAUUUGGGUAAAUUUUAUAAAUUUGAGACACCACUUAUCCACUUGUAUUAUUGAGUUUUAUGUUCACAAAUUUUUUUUCUUUUUUUUUCUUGUUUGCCUUUUCUCCACUGAGCACCUUUUCAAGCCUAUCUGCUCAACAGUUGUGCAAGAAAGAUUGCGCCAUUGUCCAUCUACUCUCAGUGACUGUUCAUGUCUGCCCUGGUACAUCUGUAUCAAACUCACCCCACAUGGAAAAAGUCAUGUUGGUCGAAGACACUGAUUUUUUUUAAUUGAUUUUUUUACAUUGUUAUAUUUAGCAUAGUUGAAAUCCUUUCAAACCUCCUCAACAAAAUGAGGGUAUUUCUCAGCUUCUGCCUUUAUUUUCAUGUUUCAUAAUUAUGAAACAGUUUUGGCAGAAGUAGAUGAAAGAAACUCCUUGCCUCAUUUUGAGUGAUUAUGCUGUGAUCUUUACUAUAAAACCUAUUCUGUACCUUAAAUUAAUGCUGCGAUAUAACCUUUCCCUAACUUGACCUCCUGUAUUGUUAAUUCAAAGUCAUGCAAGCAUCACAACAUCAGAUAAAGAUGUGUUCGCCUUCAACUUUAGUUUGAAUCAUUAUAACCUGCGACUCAGGGGAGCACUUGCUGGUUUUCCCAAGUCAGCCUUGAUUUUGACUCCAACAUGGCAACCAGCUGUGCAGAUCUGAGCUGGGACUGUAAGGGUUGAAUGAACAACAGUAUUGUUUACCUCCAGUUAACAUUUUGAUAGAAACAGGGCUUUUUCUAUUGUCUAAGGCUGCUGUAACCCUAGCCAGUAAUCACACCUUCAUGCACUUACCUGAUCAUCAGAUUACAUUAUGAUUUUGUAAAGUAUGCCCUGAUGUGUACCCAGAAUGCCUCACAUGUGUGAUCCUGAGCUUGCUUUUUUUUGUCACUAAAAAAUACUGAUUUUUAAAUUCGUCUUUAUAAAGUUUAUAUGACUAUUUUGGAUGCUAUUCGAUGUUAUAUGUUAUGUUACAAUGUAUUUUUGUAAUUACCAUGUAGCACAGAUGGAAUAUUAAACUCUUACUAUACAGAGA
Molecule: messenger RNA, 3308 nt
Organism: Centropristis striata (black sea bass)
Lineage: Eukaryota; Metazoa; Chordata; Actinopteri; Perciformes; Serranidae
Gene: rskrb
Product: ribosomal protein S6 kinase related b
Exons: 13
Coding region: 698-2062 (454 amino acids)
Biological process (GO): protein phosphorylation
Molecular function (GO): protein serine/threonine kinase activity; ATP binding
Source: RefSeq, a predicted model, not a curated record